Molecule: messenger RNA, 318 nt
Organism: Soboliphyme baturini
Lineage: Eukaryota; Metazoa; Nematoda; Enoplea; Dioctophymatida; Soboliphymatidae
Source: the annotation of a GenBank genome assembly
AUGUCGCUGUUAGGAUUACCUCGUUCGUUCGCGUUCAAGGUCCAUCAAUGUGGAUGGGGAAACUUGGUGACUCGCUUCCAAGGGACUAUCGGUCAUACUAUUCGAGUAAAAAAGGAAAUUGAGCGCAAGAAAGAGCAGUCGCAGCUGGGCGGCGGCGAGAAGCGAAUCAAAGCACAGCAUGAAAGGGGAAAGCUAACCGCUCGCGAGCGCAUCAAUUUGUUGUUCGAUCCGGAUACUUUCGUUGAGUACGAUGCAUUCGCCGAGCAUUCAUGCAACGACUUCGGAAUGGCCAGCAAAAAGGUAUAUUUGUUGUUCUGA